CGAUAGGGAAGUAACCCUGUAUCCCAGUGACAAUGAGACGAUUGUAACUUAAGCUAAGUUUUCAGAGUGGAGUUUACCGAAACCCCGCUGACUUUCAUCAGUUAAAGCACAACUGAACCAUGGCGAGUAUCCAGAUCCGGAAGUAUCGGGAUGAUGAUGCUGAGGCUGUGAAGGAGGUUUUCACUAUGGGAAUGAGCGAGCACAUACCUUCAUCCUUCACCCACCUCCUCAAACAGCCUCCAACACAGAUGGUGCUCAUGUGCACGUUCUGCGCUCUCAUAACCAGCUCCAAGUCCUUCCUGCUCCCCGUCCUGGCCAUCACUCUCGUACUAGCUGCUGCCAGACAGCUGGUCAUUUACAUCUUCAACAAAUACAUCGACACUUCCCUGAAGAGAGACCUUGACAGCAUCACUGAGACGUACCUGAAGCAGAAGGACUCGUGUUUUUGGGUGGCAGAAUGUGACGGUCAGGUAGUUGGCACCAUUGCCUGCCUUCCUAACGAGAAAGCUCCAGGAUGCUUGGAGUUGAAACGUAUGUCUGUACUCCGCAGUCACCGCAGGUUGGGCAUCGCUAAAGAUCUGUGUCAGACAGUCGCCGACUUCACCCGUGAGAGGGGUUAUGGAGCGGUGAUCCUGUACACCUCUACUGUGCAGACUGAUGCUCAGAAGCUGUACGAGCACUUGGGUUAUGAGAGGAUCAGGGAGUUUGUUAUACCUGAGCUCUUUGCCAGAAUCAUGAACUUCACUCUGAUUGAGUACAGACUGGAUUUACAAAGAGACAGAAAGUGACCGAGUUUAAUUUAAACUGGAAAAAAAGAGUUGCGUCCAUUUCUGCUCAGACGUUUGAGCAGGAAAGUGAACAACAAAACCAAAUAUUAAAGGGUAAUAAUGCUUUUAUGUCUCUAAUAAUCCACUUAGUUAACUUAGUCAUUUGAUUUUUGAACUUUAAUAGAAUUAAUUUUUGUGGACAUAAUACAUUAUUGUUUCAGUCUUCAUUUAAUGUGAAAUACAAGCACCUGAAAUGUGUCUUCAAGAUUUUUUUCCAGUCACUAGUAAAAAAUCCUUUACACUUAUGACUGAAUUAAUGUCAUUUGUAGAGAGAACGUGUACAAAGUUAAACCUUAAUAUUAUCCAUGGCCUCAGUUAGCUUAAAGCUAUUUUACAGCUUCAAUUCUUUGGCAGGUCUGGCUGACCCUUUGUGUGCCCUCUGUUUGAACUGUUGACCCAUCAAUCGGAGAGCCCUCUUUCACAGCAAGUCCCACUUCCCCUGGUUACUGUUACUAGACUGAGCAAAGUGUCUCUGUACCUGAGCUUCAUCCCAUUUGAAAAAAUUAAAAAUAGCCUGUGAUUUGA
This is a messenger RNA of Cheilinus undulatus (humphead wrasse), 1352 nucleotides long. Its product is annotated as probable N-acetyltransferase camello. NCBI's taxonomy places the organism in Eukaryota, Metazoa, Chordata, Actinopteri, Labriformes, Labridae. The coding region runs from base 120 to 788 and encodes 222 amino acids. The transcript has 2 exons. The record is from RefSeq and is a predicted model, not a curated record. Gene Ontology annotation, molecular function: N-acetyltransferase activity.